AAUAUUAAAGACGCCAUUUUGUGUUUUUGAUGUAAUGUUUGAUAAAAAAAUUUGACAAAUCCGCUUUAGUUUUCGCGUCGUUUAAGUUCUCUAUACCAAUUGUUAAUUGUAAAUAAAUUUUUUUUUAAUUAUUUAAUUUCUUUUUUGUCACGUGCACCCAUUUGAACGGACCUAAAUAAAAGGUACGUUCUAAGGGCGAGUGUAUAAUCUAAAUGGUGCCUUGCAGACAGUAUGUCUACAUUGUCAGGGGUCAGUUUGAAGGGGGAGAAAAGCAAAGGAAAGAUAGCAUUCCAAUCUCUAAAAAUAAAUAGUUUGUAUAAGGGAGAAUCAACUGAAGUAAAUCAGCAUAAAAGUAUUGUAACUCGUAAAAAUGGAUUGCAGCCACUUGGAAAAGUUAUUCGAAAUGUACGUAAUCCUGUUAAUUUGCCAAGUGAAAAGUCGGAAUCUAACCAUGAGUCUUCAAUUAAUCUAGUCCCUAUUGGUGGUGCAGGAUGGGGAAACAAACAAACAGAGAAACCACUUGUGGUUGCGGGCAAAGAAGUUCCGCCGACAUCAACUCCUACAACUCUGCAAUCAUCCCAAAGUGGGCUUGUAACGGGGCAACAACAUGUAUUGUCCCAUACUACUUCCGUAACCUUAACAACAACACGACCAUCUCAUUCCGAUGGAAAAACAUGGGCCAACAAAAUAACAGAUGUUCCAGCUGCUCCCACUUAUUUAGCACAUCGAACUGUGCAAUUUCAACAAGAAUUCCCAAGUUUAACUUCAAGUGGAGAAAACAAAAAUCAAACAAAUAUAAAUACACCAUCAGCCAGCACAGAACAGAGGCCUUUGCUACGUCCUCAAACCGAAACGAGUUGGAUGCAAGGUGGCAGUCGGCCUCAAAUGCCUCAAGGCAUAAAUAUAAUUUCUGGUUCAUUAAAUCAAGCUCAAUCUUCUUCCGGAUCAGAAAUUGUGAAUGGCGUACGGAGCAGUUCGGGCCAAAAUGGGGCGGGCGGGGUCCAGGUCGGCCUAAAUCCAUAUAUUAUGCAGUACAGCAAAAAUCCAGUUAUGAGAAAUAUGUUGCCCACCUUUAUGGUUUCUAAUCAGUCUGAAAAUAUGGUACAACCUCAACCUAAACAAAAUUCUUAUCUCUCUGAAAAAGUUACACAACAUGUCUCUCCUUCUCUAAGUGGAAAUGAUAAUUCAUUGAGUAAAUCAACAACAGAUAUUAAGGAACUUGUACCUCCUCCAAUUAUACGUGAUGAAGAUUUAAAGAGAAUGAAUGAACUUUCCAAAGAAGCAGGAUGGUCUAUUCAUGGAGAAAUUGAUUACAAUAAAAAAUUAGACUUCAGUGAUGAUGAAGAUCAAUACAAUGAAAAACUAAAUAAACUGUCUUUGAAUGGUGAUGUAAAAAAUAAAUCUGAUAAUUCUUCAUUUUAUGGAUCAUCAAAUAAGCAUCCAGAGUCAAAUUUAAAUGUAAAAGAAAAUAUUUUUGGAUCAAUGCAUAUUAAUGGUAUACCAUAUAAUUCAGAAUAUAUGAAUUAUUAUAGACCUCCAUCACGUCAGGAAGAGAGACAAAUAGAUGAUGAAUUUGAAGAAGAAACUGUUGGUAGAACUACUCGAGCUGAAGAACUAACAACAGUUUUACAACGUGCUAAAGAUAGAAAAUUAGAAGAGAUGAAACGCUUUGAGGAAUCAAAACUGAAAAAAUAUGAUGAAAACCAUGAUAAUAAAGAAAAAGAAUUGAAGGAUGAAAUGUCCAAAGUUCGAUCUGAUUCGUCUAAAGUCAAGAAUGAUGAUGACAAAGAAAUCAAUAGUAAAUAUUCAUCAUCCAGACUGCAAAAGCAAUUUGAACAUAGUUCUGAUGUUAGUAAUAAAAUUCAAACUAUUCCGUCAACGAUAAGAUCACUAUGUCGUGCUGAUAGUGACAUGAGCAGUAGUGGAUAUUCUGAAUAUAGAAGUGACUCAUGGAUCGAUGAUGAUCAUUCUAACAAAUCUUCAAGUUUGAAACGAGACAAAAGACCAGAAUAUGAUAGAUUUAGAAAAGAAAAAUCUCGUUUGGAUAAAGAUAAGUCUGACAGAUAUGCUCACAAUGAUUACUCUAGAGUUGAUGAUAAUAGAAAAGGAUAUGAUCAUAAACGUGAUUUUAAAAGAACUGAAAAUAUGAAUGUAAGUUCUAAAAAUGAAGAUAUGUAUGAUAUUGAUAGAAAUAAUAAAAAGGAGUCCUUUUCUAAAGUACAAAAAUAUCAUUCAAGAGAUUCUAUGGAAACUCCUGAAGAAAUUGAAAAAGAAAAUUUAAAUGUUGAUGAUGACUCUUAUUCAUGGUCUCAAAAAUCUUUGGGAAAAGAAUACUAUAAAGAUGACAUUAACUCAACGGGAUACAACAAAAUGCAUAUUCCUGGUCCUAUCACUCAAGAAAAAUUUGAAGCGUGUGAGCUAACUAGUGAACCAAAAAGAAAUCUUACACAAUUAGUAAAAAGUGAAAGAAAAGAUGGUAAAAAAAAUGAUCAGGCUGAGGAAACAAAUAUUAAAUCCAAAAUUGGUGUGUGGGAUCUUGCUCCUACAAAUAAAAGUAAAAUAGUACAUGAUCAAAAAUUUGAACAUGAUAGUAAAAGUAGUAAAAAUAAUUUAAAACAUGAAGAUGAAACCAAAACAACAGAACCAAAAUCAUCUUUAGAAAACAGUUCUGGUCUUUUCUUCGCAUUAUCUCAUCAUAAGGGAAUGAGAUCUGAUCGCAACAUUGGUGGGUCACGUUCAUUUCAUCAGAAUAUCAAUUCUCGAACAGUUUCCAGGUCUGGAUCAAACAGAAAAAGCACAUGGGCUGAGUCAUAUGAUGAUAAUCAACGACCUAGAGGUCCAUCACGACGUGAUGAUCGAAAUCGGGGUGAAGAUAGAAUUAGAACUGAUGACAGGAAUAGAGGUGAUGAGCGUAAUCGAAAUGAUGAUAGAAAUCGUGGUAAUAAUCGUCAGCAAAAUGAUCGAUACUCUGAAAAAUCUGCACUCCGAGGAUAUGGCCAGCGAAAUGAUCAAAGGGGAAGAGGCCGCCUGAGUAAUACUGAUUCACGUACAAUUAAUGGGCGGAAUAGUCAAAAGAAUUCUGAUGAAACUAAUGAUAAAAUUAAUAAAUCUAAUCAAAAUAUCAGUUCAAAUAGAAGCAAAACAUCAUCUAAACCUCAAUCUAAAUUGGAUUUGUAUGGAGAUUCAAGUCGUAGAUCUAACGAAAGUCGAUAUAAUUCAAAACAAUCAAGUAGAUCUUUCAAUAGUCAAAAACAAGAAGAUAUUUGGGAAUCAGUCAGUGAACCUAGUGACUAUGAAAAUCAGCAAAAAAACAAUAGUAAUCGUCGACAAAAUAGUCGUACAUAUUUGGCAUCAUCUACUAGAGGUGAAAAAAGAAGUAGUUAUGAUAAAAAAGAUCCUUCUAAAGACUCAAGUAAUAAUGAAAAAUUAUGUCAAAAAUCAAGUUUAUCUACAAAUGAUUUAAAAAGCUUUGGAGAUAAUCGUACCAAUAAAAAAGAUGAAUCUAGAAAGUCGUCAUCUGAAGUACUCAAAAAUCGUGUAUCAAAUCAAAAUAAUCGCAAAGAUCAAUCUAAAUCAUCAUCAUCUAGACCUAAUCAAAGUAGUAAUAAUACUAAGGCAGGUCAGACUAAUCAGAGAUAUGAACGACAAAAGAGUCAAUCUCAGUUUGUUGUUGAUGAUUCUAAUACUUCUAUUAUUAAAGAUGCUGUAAUUAUGGUAAAUAAUAAUCCACCACCUCCUCCACAAACAAAUGCAUGGGAUAAACCAAUUACACAUGCAUUAAGAGCACAGUCACCUAAUGUUAACAAGACAGUAAACCAAUCUAAUAAUAGAGCUAAUAGUUUGACUGAUAUACAAGAAAAUCCUAGCCAAAAUAUUCAAAGGCUGGUUUUAAAUAAAGACAAAAUAUCACCAAAUGUAAUGGAAAAUGGUAUAAUUGACACUACACAGCGAAUGGAAACAAUUAUUUUUGAAAAUACAACCUAUAAAUCAAAACCUUGUGGGGAAUCUAAAAACAAGUAUAGUUCAAAUAUAAAACGAGAAAAAGAAUCGUGUAAUUUUAAUGAAGAACAAGAUACUUGCUUUCGAGCAUUCAAAACAUCUAAUUGUGAUAGCAAAGAUGCUAAGAUAAAUGAAGCUGUACAAAUGUCCAUGACCUUCAAAAAUGAUGAAAGUUCUGAUCUUAAUCUUGGAUUUGGUGAUUUUGAGUCUGACUUUUCUCGUAGUGGUGGACACUUAUCAACAGAAAAUAAAGACAGUGUUAUGUCUAUGACAUCACAUUCCAGAUCUAUGCAUACUGGACCAUCAUCUUUAGCUGCUAGCGAUUUAAAAACUAUGAUAGCUGGUACUAAAAAGGUUUGGGAUGAUAAACCAGAAUCAAAUCAACAAAACAGUGCUGAAAGUGCUUUUAACACAGUUUAUAGUACAGCAAAUACUGGCCAACAUGAUAAAUCAGACAUGUCUGUUAUUGAUGAACAAAGAGUUCAUAAUCAGCAAGUGUACAGGUAUGUACUUUGUCCAGCACCUCAGUUACAAAAUGUUUCGGGUUCAUUUAUUCCUGUUUCUAUGGCUGCUGCCUCAGGUCAACUUAAACAAGAUCCGAAUUCUGCUACCACAAACGUAUGCAAGGUUAAACCUCAACCGCAGGGUACAAUAUCACCCCCAUUAAAUCAACAGCAGUCAUCAGCUAGUACUCAUGCAUUUAGUUCUUCCACUACGCCUCAACCACAUACAUCAACUACACCUUUGGCAAAUACAAUUCCAACUCAAGCAGCUCACAUGAAUUUACAAAUUAUGAUGGAAAACAAUGAUGGGCUCCCUGAUAUUUAUAGUACUCAUAUGAUGAAACAGCAACAAACACAUUUAAUAUUAAAUACAAAUAAUAAAGCUGGAGUUGAAAUGUUAGCAAAACAGUUUGUAUCAGCUGCUCCUGGACCAUCUCCAUCAUCAGCAAUGAUAUUUAAUUCAACUCAACAGCAUCUUAUCCCACCACCAUCACCAUCAGCCCCUCAAGUUUACCAAACUAUGUUAGAACCUACCCAAACUGUCAUUAAUAAUGCAACACGUUCUCAGUUUAAUCAAUUUACAUAUGGUCUCCAGUCAAAUGGUUUAAAUCAAAAUUCUCAGUUUAACCCAUCUAUGUUCAUUCAUACAAAUACACCUGGUGGUCAAGGCGGAUCUGAAGUUUUUCAAUCUUCAAUUUCUCCAUUUAGACUUGGACCUCCUUAUAAUAAUGGACAGCAAAUCAAUACUAAUAUAAAUCCAGUAUUAAUACCAAGCAGUACUAAUUCAUCUACAUCUCAAGUUAAACCAACUUCACAGCAGAUAGGUGCAAUUGGAAAUAAAACAACUUAUAAUGCUUCAACGCCCUCAUCUUACAUGGUGCAAUAUGAUCCAAAUACAAUGUUCAAUCAACCAUAUAAUUCUAUGAACAGUGCUAGAGCUACUCCAUUACAGUCUUCUUCAUCUUUAUACUCAACUAAUUCAGCUACGGGACCAACAAAUGCAGGAUUUAUUCCUAAUGUUGCCUCAGCAUUCCAAGCUCAAGUAGUAGCUGGUGCAUCUGCAAAUUCAUUUGGAAUUCCAAAUGCAUUUGGUUCUCCCCAAAAUGCAGCACCUAAUAUGCAAAAUUACACUUCACAGUAUCGACAAGUUCCUUAUUUGAAAGGAAAUUUAAGUAGUGGAAGUGGAAAUAAUGAUCUACAAAAGUCAGGUGUAUCCAAUCAACAAGAUAUUGGAAAUGCAAUGUUUUCUUCAAACAUAUUUAGACAACAAUUUUUCGAUACAAACAAACCGUUAAUGAACUCAAAUCAACAAACUCAUCAAUCUAUGCAAGGAAAAUAUAAUAACUAUCAAGUUUCAACAUCUCAAAAUAGUCAAUUGCCUUUAAUGCAACAGCCUCGAAUGAAUUUAAAUAACAGCAAUAAUGGAUCAAUUGCUGCAAAUAUUGCUCCACAGUAUCCAUCACCUAUUCAAAGGCCAGUAUCAACAUUCCCCCAUUUACAGAGAAUGCCACCCCCUCAAAAUAUGAGAAUUCAACCUAAUGUACCUAUUCAACACUUUAUGAACAAAAGUCAAUCUUCAAAUAAUUAUUAUGUUUCGAACACAGGUUUAAUAGUUGAACCACAACUACCUAUAGCAAGCAAAAUUGAUAAUGCUAAUAGUAAUGUUGAUUCAAAAGCUGAAGAAAAGAUAGAUAAUAUUUCCAAGCCAAAAAAUACUGAGUGUAAAGAUGACAAACAAUUGGUGGCCAAUGAAUAAAUCAAUUUAUACUUCAUAAAAUGUGUGUAGACUACAUAUAAGUUUUGUAAACUUAUUACUGCUACCUAAGUCGCUAUAUUAUAGUAGUUGUUAUCUUUAGGAAACAAUUAUAUAUUAAAAUGUCUAUCGUAAAUAUUAUUUAUGUCAUGGAUCUAUCCCAAACAGUGAUUUGAGAAUUCUUGUAUGCUAUUUAUUCGUAUUAAGCAUGUUUUUCUGUGUCAAUUUUUUUAUCAUUAUUAUUAUUUAAAUAUAUGGAUAAUUAAUAACUAAAUAAAAUUUAUUGAAAGUUGUACUGAUUAAAAUUAUGUAGGUAUUUAAAGUAUAUUUGGGAUUUAUAAUUAAACUGUACAAUUAAUUUGUAUACGUAUGUCAAAAGAUCAUUUAAUUUGAAUCACUUGUCUAAAAAAAUGAUAUAAGGUUAUUUAUUAGAUUCCAUUUAAUAUGGUCAAGAACAAAAUAAUUAAUUUUAUUUUUCUUUGUAAUAAUUGAAAAUAGUAAUUGUGCAGAGUUAAUGAUUGUGUAUGCUUGUUAUUAUUAUUAGAAUGUUAACAAUUUAAUAUUAAAUUUUAUAUUUAUUCAUUUUAUUCAAUUUAAAUUUUAGAGAUUUUUUUUAUAAUUUUCAUUUAUAACUAUUAACUUUAAGCGUCUUUGUUUGUUUACUUUAUUCUUAUUUUUCCUUAAUGAUUAGGCCUAAGAAAACAUGUUUUGUAAAAAAAAAAAAUGUGUCUAAUUUAAAAACAAAAUCCCGUAAUUAUCCUGUAGUAUGUAAUCAAACUUUUUCAGUUGAAGUGUGUAUUCAAUUUUUUAACAGUCAUCAAUAUAGGAUUUAUAAAAGAAAUAGGUCAAAAUAAAAAUACUUUUCAAUUAUGA
Daktulosphaira vitifoliae (grape phylloxera) is the source of this 7128-nucleotide messenger RNA. RefSeq lists its product as uncharacterized. The transcript is spliced from 38 exons. Bases 232 to 6258 code for a protein of 2008 amino acids. Gene Ontology annotation, biological process: cell differentiation. The record is from RefSeq and is a predicted model, not a curated record. NCBI's taxonomy places the organism in Eukaryota, Metazoa, Arthropoda, Insecta, Hemiptera, Phylloxeridae.